AUGAUAAUUCCAGUCAGAAUUGCUUUGGAUAAUUCGUCAAAGAAGGCACAUUCUGAUAUAGCACCAGGACCAAAGGAAGACUUUCUUCAAGACCGAUAUGCAAGUGAUAAUGUGAACAAACUUCUUGUUGGAAAUAAAUGUGAUCUCACAGCACAGAAGGUAGUUUCCACAGAGACAGCUCAGGCUUUUGCUGAUGAAAUUGGCAUACCUUUCAUGGAAACAAGUGCAAAAAGUGCCACUAAUGUAGAACAGGCUUUCAUGGCUAUGGUUGCUUCAAUCAAGAACAGAAUGGCAAGCCAACCGGCAAGAGCGGUUGCUGUUCAUCUUGAAAGGACGAAGCUCUGUUGCCUUGAUGAUGAUUCUGAUGUGGAGCUGUGGUGA
Molecule: messenger RNA, 381 nt
Organism: Lycium barbarum (goji berry)
Lineage: Eukaryota; Viridiplantae; Streptophyta; Magnoliopsida; Solanales; Solanaceae
Product: ras-related protein RABD2c-like
Exons: 2
Coding region: 1-381 (126 amino acids)
Molecular function (GO): GTP binding; GTPase activity
Source: RefSeq, a predicted model, not a curated record